Molecule: messenger RNA, 1827 nt
Organism: Syngnathus typhle (broad-nosed pipefish)
Lineage: Eukaryota; Metazoa; Chordata; Actinopteri; Syngnathiformes; Syngnathidae
Gene: ttc22
Product: tetratricopeptide repeat domain 22
Exons: 8
Coding region: 1-1710 (569 amino acids)
Molecular function (GO): protein binding
Source: RefSeq, a predicted model, not a curated record
AUGGAAGCGGACAAAACAAAGGACAUUGAGUCCUUGAUGGAGGACAUGGAUUACAUUCCUGGUCACUUCCACUUGGACCUAAACCUCAACUGUGAUCCCGUCGGACCUUUGAAACUGAGACACAGAGACACUUACCUGAAACAGGAGAGUCUCAAGGGGGAGCUGGAGGCUGAAUCUGGAUAUUUACAGUAUGCUGUUCGCAAUCUUCUUGGACUACUGGCUUUUCAUCUGGACCACCUUCAAACUGCAGAGGAAAUAUUCAGAGGCAUUUGCAAAGAAGAUCCGGGGAACCUCAACGCUUGGGCCAACCUUGGCUACGUGUACGACAAGCUGGGAAGAGAGCUGGAUUCCGGGGAAUGUGUGGAGAAAGUGUCCCAACUGAUGGGCUUAGAUGGUGAGGAGCCCACCAAGGAAGACGGCAGCAGGCAAAUGGCGGCCCGCUGCCUGGCAGAGCAGGCCUACGUUUACCCCUAUGAUGUGGAGCUGGAAAGAGACGAGGACUUGAGGGACAAACUGACUGCAGCCCUGAUGCUCUUUAACAAAGCUCUGGACUACGGCGGGCACCUGAUACCAGUGGAAGAAAAACGAAGCUGGUACUUCAAGAUGGCGACCAUUUAUAUCAGACUAGAUGACAUAGUAAAAACCAAAGGGGAUGCUGAAUAUUCCAGACUCUCUCAAUAUAAUAAGGCCUUAAGGCUUCUCACGGAAACGCUUGAAUCGGAGAGAACACAACAAAAAGCUCUUUCCUGGUGUUACGUUGGCAUCAUGCUGGAGAGACAGGACGAGUUCACCACAGUGCCCAUGUCCAUACACAAUUGCGGCUACUCAGCUACCGAUCCCUUGUCCUGCUAUGGAAAUGCUAUCAAGUUGGCCAAUGAUGACGCCUUCAUCCUCAACCUCCUGGCCAAGCUCUUCUUUCUGCUGGGCAAGCACGAGAUGGCCACAGGGAUCUGCAACAUGGCUCUCAAUGUGCUGCCUGACCCGGAGCUCAAUUGGCAGGCCUACUGCACCCUUGCCAAGAUCAACACGACGCUUUACAUCCGAGACCUAGAAAAGGCCAAAAGCGGGGAAGGCGGUGUCCCAGACAGACAAAUGUUAAGCGAGGCCCAGAGAAACCUGGACAGAGUCGUGGCUGUGUGUCCUUGCUUGAGGACUCACCUGGAGAUGGCGCGGGUGUAUUACUACAUGGGUGUAGAUGCACUGCAGGAGAGCCUCUUAGUGGACGAGGGGGCAAUAAAUAACGCCUUGGUGAGUCUGUCCCAGGCCCGACUGUACCAAUUGGGAGACAGCUUGCCUGAUCUGCACUUGCUCAGAGGACGCUGCCUCCUACUGAAGGGCGAGGAACAAAACGCCGCAGACUGUUUCAAAUGCGCUCUGGACUUGGAAAGAGCAUCAAGUAGCGACACCGCGGCCCUGCGCUGCCUCCUCCAGGCCUUGCUGGCCGUGUUCAUCCAGGGAGGGCCGGAGGUCAACCACGUUAUCACCCAGAUGGAGCAGUGUUUGCAGAGGGCUGAGGAGAAGUACCCCGAGGACGUGGUGAAGGCCGAGCUGAGGUGCCUGUACCGGAGCAACACGCCGGAGGUCACCGAGCUGUCUCGAGCCCUCAUCAGGACGGGACGAAUGCAGCUGGUCAGAAGGCUACUGCAGACUGUGGCGCCGAAACAAACGGACAAGAAAAGAACACUUGGCAGAUCUUUGUCCUUUGCGUGAAGCCCCCAGAAAUGAGCAAAGCAACUUGAGAAGAUUGAGCAAGGCUGCACUGAAACGAAGUUAUUGACACUGUGAACUCACCACAUCCCAAGUCAUUAAAAAUAUAAGAAACAUAAA